Messenger RNA from Fusarium odoratissimum NRRL 54006, 1382 nucleotides. RefSeq lists its product as uncharacterized. NCBI's taxonomy places the organism in Eukaryota, Fungi, Ascomycota, Sordariomycetes, Hypocreales, Nectriaceae. The transcript is spliced from 2 exons. Bases 1 to 1314 code for a protein of 437 amino acids. The record is from RefSeq and is a predicted model, not a curated record.
AUGCAUGAUAGGACUCCUCAUGCAGAAGCCACUGCUAGAUACCCUCACCAAUCUCAUACAUCCGGGCCUCUUGUCGACGUCAGUUGCCCUGAAGGCGGCCCAGGACAGCAUGGCAAUACCUACGUCCAGGGUUUUGGGAACCUUGCUGAUCCCCUUGCAAUCGAUGAAUUCCUUCGGAUACAGGAGGGACGGGUGAACCAAUUUCUACAGGUUUCUGAUCGACGAGCGGAGGCACAGCGAUCUGCGCUUCAACAAGCAGCGGACCGUCUAUCCAACAUUGCCAACAAUAUCGGGGCCAUCGUAAAUCAGUGGAUCACACACCCAUCAACAAACCAAGGCUCAGACUUGAGUCACGGUCUUCAGAAAGCUUACAAACGACUUGCUGACGUCGAAAGUCAGUACCUACACCUGAAGCUCGAGCACGAGGCCAUCAAGAAGCAGUUGCAGGAGGCGAACGCCAAGGUUGACGAGGCUGUCAAGGCGCGAGACGAGCUGCGACGACUCGCUGACGGCGUUAACUGGACAGGAUCAGCCAAGGUAUCGGAUCAAGAAAUUCGGAGCAAGUGGAAACAGCUCGAAUAUAACAUUCGCUCCCUGGCAAGUGUCUUGGCCAAGUGUCCGACGAAAGUGCCAUCAGACAAGUUGACCAGAACCCGAUUAGAUGAGGUCUCCACAGCCUGGCGCAAACUGCUUGUCGUCGAUGAUUAUAAGAACUUUCUCAUCGGCGCUUAUAUUUGGACUAUCGUUGAGAGUGUCUUCACGACCGGAAGGAUAUUCUGCAGUGGUGGUCAUAACAUUGACCUGAAGGCCAUGCGAGCUGCAUUUCUCGAAUCUGCUUCAGAAGUUGACAAUCCUUCGCGCCCAGGACCAACGCUUCGAAAUGUAGCGAGGUGGUUUGCCCAGGGCACAGCACUCUUUGGACACUUCUUCGGACGUGACCAACACGCCUUCAGACGCGAGGCACGCAGUGAAGUCGAUAGACUGAAGCUAUUCUGCAACAUCACCGCAGACAAGUCGGGAACUGACUUACACCAAGAGAUGAAGGCCAUCCUUGAGGCUGCACUGGACCUAGACGAGAUGUUGAUGAGCUCCAAAGCGAUCUUUUUGGUUCGCUGGCCCCAAGAUGGACAGUCUAAGACACUGCAGCGUUUCGACGCAAAUCAGAUGGAAUCACUCGCACACACCAAUGAACUUUCCUCCAAGACAAUCGUUAGAUUCUUCAUCUCGCCGAUGCUAAUCAAGAUUGGAAACGCCGACGGCUGCAACUACGACAGUGAGAUGACUCUCUGCAAGGCCACGGUGGCGUGCGAAUAAGCUGCCACAGCUAGCUGCGGUGAAGAAGUAGAAUAGGAGAGCAACUACCGCAGAAUGAGGUUGGUCGG